UUUCAGUUGGACCUGCAAUUACAGGAUGAAGCUGGUGGCGAUAUUUCUAGUUUUAUAACGAAUGGCGAGUGGGAUUUAUUAGGUGUGCCUGGUAAACGAAAUGAAAUCUACUAUAAUUGCUGCCCAGAACCUUAUAUUGACAUAACAUUCGCCAUUUUAAUACGACGAAAAACUUUGUACUAUUUUUUUAAUUUAAUUGUGCCGUGUGUACUGAUUGCCUCAAUGGCAUUGCUAGGUUUUACACUGCCACCAGAUUCUGGUGAAAAACUUUCGCUUGGAGUUACAAUUCUACUAUCGCUAACAGUCUUCCUUAAUAUGGUGGCCGAAACCAUGCCAGCCACAUCGGAUGCAGUUCCACUACUAGGUAUGUUACACACAACUCAUUUUAAUACCAUACACUAUUUUGUUUUCUUGUAA
Messenger RNA from Teleopsis dalmanni, 417 nucleotides. Its product is annotated as CHRNA7-FAM7A fusion protein-like. The record is from RefSeq and is a predicted model, not a curated record. Lineage: Eukaryota; Metazoa; Arthropoda; Insecta; Diptera; Diopsidae. Gene Ontology annotation, biological process: regulation of membrane potential; signal transduction; nervous system process. The transcript is spliced from 3 exons. Gene Ontology annotation, cellular component: neuron projection; synapse; membrane. The annotation marks the transcript as partial. Gene Ontology annotation, molecular function: transmembrane signaling receptor activity; extracellular ligand-gated monoatomic ion channel activity; neurotransmitter receptor activity.